ACAGGGCCUGGUUAGUGACGAGUAAGAAAAAAAAACCACUCUAAAGCUUGUUCGGUUUGUUUAAGGUUACUCAGUUUUUCUUUUUUAAAUAUACAUGUAUACAUACAAACCAGAAGAUUUUUGUGACCUUGCACAAAAAUUUCCGACAUUCUUUGACUCUCGGUAAAAGCCAGGAUGUCGUUGUUCGAGAAACUGUUUGGUAGCAGUGGCAAAGGAGGUAAAGCUCCCAGCCCUCAAGAGGCUAUCCAGCGACUUCGAGAGACAGAGGAGAUGUUGACGAAAAAACAAGAAUUUUUGGAAAAAAAGAUUGAACAAGAACUCCUCACGGCAAAGCGAAACGGGACAAAAAACAAAAGGGCUGCACUACAAGCAUUGAAGCGCAAGAAGCGAUAUGAAAAGCAGUUGGCUCAGAUCGAUGGAACGUUGUCCACCAUUGAGUUCCAGAGGGAGGCACUGGAGAAUGCCAACACUAACACUGAGGUCAUCAAGAACAUGGGCUUUGCUGCUAAGGCCAUGAAAGCUGCUCAUGAUGACAUGGACAUAGACAAAGUUGACGAACUUAUGCAGGACAUCACGGAGCAGCAGGAGUUGGCACAAGAAAUCUCCGAUGCAAUUUCAAAGCCUGUUGGGUUUGGCGAGGAGUUUGAUGAGGAUGAGUUGCUCGCUGAAUUGGAGGAGUUGGAACAGGAAGAGCUAGAUAAGAACCUGCUUGAGAUUGGAGACAAGGAGAAUGUACUGCUGCCAAAUGUACCCUCCAUAUCCCUACCUUCUAGACCAGCAGCAAAGAAGAAAGAAGAGGAGGACGAUGAUGACAUGAAGGACCUGGAGGCUUGGGCAGCCAAUUAAUACCUGCUGUUGGUCACAAAAAGAUACUCCAUCACAUGUAAACAGUUGCAAGUGGCUGAACCAGACACAUUUGGUGGUUUUAGUUUUGAAAUUUUUUAGACUGGUGAAUAUGACAAAAAUAAAAAAAUGCUGAAACUAUGAAAUACUAAUAGGAAAGAUGGUAAUACUCAGAAUGCAUCCUGCCAGACUUUAAGAAUUUCAGAACAAGUUUUAUUAUUUAUCAAGCAUGACAUAGUUGAAACUUGAGAGACUGGGUUGGCCAAAUAUAAUAUAUGUAAUUUUUUUUUCCUACCCAUAUGCAUAACAAGGCUACAGUUAUCCUUAUAAAUAAGAACCCCUUUGUUUUGGGAAAGGAGGAUCCAGAGGGAAGUUUGUUUGAUUACCAUCUCAAUUUUUAAUCAACAUUUAAGAAUUUUAAAUGCCCCUAAUUCAGACUCAUGCAAUUUUAUAUCAUGUAUGAUUUAACUGUUUAACCAACAUUGUAAAAGCCUUGGCUUCCUAUCUGGUGACUUUAAUUGUAUAAUGGAUGCCACUUUAGAUAAAUCAUCCUCUGCUAAGAUAUCUAUAAUCCUAAAUCAAGUGUACUUAAGUUUAUGUACAGACGUUGGGUUUGUGGAUGUAUGGCAACAAACCCUACAAUGAGAUUAUACAUUUUAUUCAUAUCCAUAUAACUUUGUACUCUAAACUCUAUUUCUUCAUUCCCAAUAACUUUAUGUCAAAGUCCAAGAUUGUUUGUUUUAUAGAUUUUAUUGUCCUGUCUGGUCAUGCCUCUCUACAGUUACAUGUAGUCCCACCAUCUCGUAUACCUAAAACUCCAGUUUGGAAAUUCAAUACAGCAAUUGUAAAUAGUGAUUCCUCCUGUACAUUUGUUCAGGAAAAUGUAUUUUAAUUCUGGCUUGAUAAAAAUCCCCAGUGUCUCCAGCUACUGUAUGGGAAUGUAGCUAUAGCCACCCACAUGGUCAUCUUAUUUCUUACACAUCAGAAUAAAGUUAAGAAGUUAAUAAAGUCAAAUCUUAAGAAGUAAAAGGUUUGACAUGCUGCUAAAGAAAAAGGAGAGCUGCUUGAAGCUAACAGAGCUUGGAAAUCUAUUUUCCUCCAAAACACUAGGGGGCAAAAUUUCUGAGAUUUAUUCAUGACUUUUGUAUUCAGACUCCAUCUUAGAAUACCUUAAAUGCAAUAUGGAAACAUGAGCUGGAGAUGACUGUUAAUCCUGCAGAUUGGAAUGAUGUUUGUAAUGGAAUUUUUCCCAAGUGUAUUUCAAUCUCCAUAUAUGAACAAAAUGUUUUGUUUUUGUUUUUUCCCUCCAUAGGACAUUUUACACCAGUUUCCUAAUACCUCAAAUCUCUGUUAUAAAUGUAAAUCUCAUAUAGUACACUUUUUUUUUUCUAUUUGUUUUGGUCCUGUGACUUUAAACAGAAGUUCUGGAAAAAAGUUCAUUCUGUGAUCCAAGAUAUUAUUGAGGAGCAAUUUGUCUCCCAUCAUUUAUCUACUGAAUCAUCUCUGAUGAUAUUUUUACAGUGGACAUCAGAUCUAUGCUUAUCGUUCUCUUCUAUUUGGCCAAAAAAAAUUAUUUUGCUUCUUUGGUCUACCCCUCCUGUCCCGACUGUCUACAUGUGGGCAUCACAGAUAUCAGCCCUUCUCCCAAUAAAACGAACAUCUGAAUCACAAAUCGGGCAAAUUCUUGAGACAUUAGAGUACUUUGUGUUCUUAUUUGCAAAGACCUGUAGAGUAAAUGUCAUUUGUUUUGUUUGCAUUUCUAUGUUGUAGCAUUGUGGGAUGGGGAGGGGACAGGGAGAUUCUAUUUUAUUUUUUAUAUCAUUAUUUAGCUACUAUUAUUACUUUGAUUGGAACAUUUUGGUUUGUUUUAGUUUAUUUAUGAUGUGCAUUAGUUUGUUGAAAUACCAGUAAAAUUAUUUUAAAAAAGCACUGAAUUUUUCUUGAAGUGUUUUGUAACAACUUUUGAAACAUGCAUUGUGAAUAACACUUUUCUGAUAUGCUUGUCUAAGCAUGAAUCUGAAUGACUGACUGAUAUUUAAUGCUACAAAUGAUCUCAUGAUUUAUGAGAGCGUUCUAGAUUCACAAGGAAUAAUGUUUGCUUUAAGUAUGAAUGUGUGUUGCAAAAGUGUGUAAAGUAUGCCUCUGGGGAUACAGAUUUAUUUAAUAUUUUAUUUUUGCAGUGUGUGUUAUGCCUCUGGGUUCAUCCUGGUACAUCUGGUUAUGUUUUUCUUAGGAUUUCUCUUGUUCAAGUAAAUUUAUAAGCAGUAAUUUAUGUGACACUUGUAUGGCAUUAAUAUUUAUUGACAGUGUUUAUGUGCAAAACUAUUCAUUUUUUGCUGGUAAAUGCAGCGGUCUUCUUUCCCAUUUUAUAGCCACCCCAUUUUGCAUUCUCUUGACAUGCCUUUCCUUUUAUACAUGCCUAAAGUAAAGGUUUUGUGAAAUGA
Neoarius graeffei (lesser salmon catfish) is the source of this 3287-nucleotide messenger RNA. Its product is annotated as charged multivesicular body protein 4b. Gene Ontology annotation, biological process: vesicle budding from membrane; late endosome to vacuole transport via multivesicular body sorting pathway. Gene Ontology annotation, cellular component: cytoplasmic side of plasma membrane; multivesicular body; ESCRT III complex. The record is from RefSeq and is a predicted model, not a curated record. The transcript is spliced from 5 exons. NCBI's taxonomy places the organism in Eukaryota, Metazoa, Chordata, Actinopteri, Siluriformes, Ariidae. Bases 175 to 846 code for a protein of 223 amino acids.